This is a messenger RNA of Staurois parvus, 864 nucleotides long. The record is from the annotation of a GenBank genome assembly. NCBI's taxonomy places the organism in Eukaryota, Metazoa, Chordata, Amphibia, Anura, Ranidae.
UCUGUAGAUUCUAAUGGUCAUUGUGCAGCAUUUUCACAAAUUCUUCAUCAAUCUAUCAACAGGUGAAGCAGCAUUACGGAGUGAUCCCAGAAUGCAGCCUCUUCAGAUGCCUGCUACUCUCACCAAUCACCGAACGGGCCCUCCGCCAAUCAGCCCCAGUAAACGGAGGUACACGGACCAAGGAGAUGACGAACUAGACUGUGAAAAUGACCAUGUCUCCAAAAUGAGCCGAAUGUUCCCCUCUCACUUAACCAAGAGUCUUAAUGGGGAUUUCAGAAAAGACCUGCGAGACCGAAGUCGCAGUCCGAUAGAGCGAGCAGCUGCUCCGACAAUGGGGUUACAUGCAAAUCACCUGUACAGCUCAAUUCCAAGCAUCAGUAUGGAUCAGCCUCUCGCCCUCACCAAAAACAGUGACCUGUCCCGAAACCUGGGGAUCACACCUACUAUGAGCCCUGUGGAAAGACAGCAGAACCGGCCAUCGGUGAUCACCUGCGCACCAGCAAGCAACCGAAACUGCAACCUAUCUCACUGCCCCAUCGCACAUAGUGUGGUUGUGUGUCAGCCAUGCCUGCAAAUUACAGGCGACCGUCAAACACUACAACUGCUUGUGACCCUGUGGUAGAAGAACACUUCCGCCGGAGCCUCGGCAAGAACUACAAAGAGCCAGAGCCGGUUGCCAAUUCGGUGUCCAUCACCGGUUCAGUGGAUGAUCAUUUCGCCAAGGCGCUAGGGGACACCUGGCUCCAGAUCAAAGCCGCCAAGGAUGGGGUGUCCAGCAGCCCUGAAUCUGCCUCUCGAAGGGGCCAGUCCUCUCCUUCCUCUCACAUGCUCAAUCAUAAUCACUCCCCAUCUGUACUGUCGUAA